CUCUCUAAUUGGGAAAGAUAUAUACCACAAUUAUUUUUGUCAAGUACCUUUUUUUCCCAAAUCUUAAUUCCUUUUUCUCUAUAUUGAAAUCUGGCUUUCCAUUCUCUCUCUCCUCUUCUUCUUCCUGUGGGUUGUGGGUUGUCUUUUGGUGGAGGAAUGCUUGUCUCCUACUCCUUUUAGUUCCCACUCUCCCUUGUACUCCUUCUCCACACCGCCCCUCCUCUCUGUAGAACAUAAUGGAAAUAUAGAAGCUUCACACUUCCAUCACCUUCUUCACCUCUCCAAACUUCGUGAUAUCUUUAGUCUUCUGCUUCUGUUGCUAUGGAGCACACUUGCAAGCUCUGCUUCCGCCGCUUCGCCAAUGGCCGAGCUAUGGGAGGUCACAUGCGUUCUCACGUGACUUCAGCCGCUCCUCCGGUCAAAGUCCAUCUACUCCACGACUUCUCCGCUUCCUCCUCCUCCGCGUCCCCCCGGGAAGCGCCGGCGGUGGCGGUGGAGGAAGUAGAAGAGCGGGGCGGCGACGAGGAUGGUAAGGGGAUUGGGCUAUGCUACAGCCUUAGAGAGAAUCCGAGGAAGAGUUUCCGGCUGGUGGAUCCGGAGUUCUCCUUGUCCUUCGCCGCAGUGGACGCCGGCUCCUCCUCCGUCGUCCAGGACGGGGAGAGCGAGACGGAGCCCUCCCGCGCCCCGCCCUCCCAUCGCGGCCGCUCCAAGCGCCCCCGCCGAUCUCCCUUACCCCCGCAGGAGCCCCCCGAGCCGGAGCCGGCCAGCUCCGUCUCCGACACCACCCCCGAGGAGGACGUCGCCCUCUCCCUCAUGAUGCUCUCACGCGACUUCUGGACCAAGACCAAGUCCGAAGCCGAGGACGACGACGGGAAGCAGCGAUCGGACGGCUGGGAUGAAGAGGAUGAGGCGAAGAAGGAGAAGGGCCAGAUCGCCGCCGGCCGAUUGCAGCCGCUGCCGCGGUCGCCGGCGUCGGCGAGGGUGAAGAGCAAGUACCAGUGCGGCACGUGCAAGAAGCUGUUCCGUUCGUACCAGGCGCUGGGAGGCCACCGGGCGAGCCACAAGAAGAGCAGGGGUGGAUGCAUCCCGGCCGUCCAGGCUCGGAUCCACGACGUGGAGUCCUCCGAGGGCAAUGCCGAUCGGGAAGCCGGCAAGGUCCACGAGUGCUCCUUCUGCUUCCGCGUCUUCGGCUCCGGUCAGGCCCUCGGCGGCCACAAGCGCUCCCACCUCGCUUCUUCCGCUGCCGCCACGACCAUCACCGCCUCCUCGCCGGCGCCGCUCCCCCCGCCGCCGUCCUCCUCUGGCAUCGCCAAGUUCGGGGAAAGCUUCAGCUGCAUCGAUCUCAAUCUCCCGGCUCCAUUAGAGGACGAGGCCGAGCUCUCCGCCGUCUCCGAUGCCGAGUUUGUUGCGAACUAUCCAUCAAACUGAGACCACUUACUCUCUUCAUAUUCAUCUACAAUCCCCAAUUCGAUCGCUCCGAACUCCAGAGCGAGCUGAUCAAGUAUAGAAUCCAGUCGAGUCGGGAGCCCAUUCAAACUUUCGAGGUAAGAACUACAAAAGAAACUACUGCCAACUUGAAGAAGAUCAAACGAAAGUUUGAAUCUCCUUCAAUAUUAAAUCUGGAAAGACGAGUGAUUUACUGAUUUCUUUGUAUCUAUCUAUCUAUUGCUCCUCCUUUUCUUCUGCUGACAUUGAUCUCCAUUUUUUUAUGUGUGUAUUGAAGAAAUUGUUCCUGGCUUUAAGUUACAGCUGCUUACAGCAGCAGCUUAGCAGUAGCUUGGAUUGAUGGAAAUCGAGAAACUUCAUUUUAAUUUAAUUAUUCCUUCUCCAUUUCACUUUAUUACUGCUAAUAUCCCUGGUAUCCAUAAUCUA
Phoenix dactylifera (date palm) is the source of this 1872-nucleotide messenger RNA. Its product is annotated as zinc finger protein ZAT9-like. Gene Ontology annotation, biological process: regulation of DNA-templated transcription. Lineage: Eukaryota; Viridiplantae; Streptophyta; Magnoliopsida; Arecales; Arecaceae. The record is from RefSeq and is a predicted model, not a curated record.